Molecule: messenger RNA, 4717 nt
Organism: Otolemur garnettii (small-eared galago)
Lineage: Eukaryota; Metazoa; Chordata; Mammalia; Primates; Galagidae
Gene: GNA13
Product: G protein subunit alpha 13
Exons: 4
Coding region: 155-1288 (377 amino acids)
Biological process (GO): adenylate cyclase-activating G protein-coupled receptor signaling pathway; Rho protein signal transduction
Cellular component (GO): brush border membrane; heterotrimeric G-protein complex
Molecular function (GO): guanyl nucleotide binding; G-protein beta/gamma-subunit complex binding; D5 dopamine receptor binding
Source: RefSeq, a predicted model, not a curated record
GCGAGUCAGUUCGCUGGUUCCCUCCCUCCCCGGGCGCGCUCGGGCCGCCGCUGCGCUCCCCGCCCUCGAGCCGCGGAGCCGGAGCCGCCCGCCGCCGGAGGAGGAGGCGGAGGGAGCCGGAGGGGCCCGCCGAGGCGGCGGCGGCGGCGGCAAGAUGGCGGACUUCCUGCCGUCGCGGUCCGUGCUGUCCGUGUGCUUCCCCGGCUGCCUGCUGACGAGCAGCGAGGCCGAGCAGCAGCGCAAGUCCAAAGAGAUCGACAAAUGCCUGUCGCGGGAGAAGACCUACGUGAAGCGGCUGGUGAAGAUCCUGCUGCUGGGCGCGGGCGAGAGCGGCAAGUCCACUUUCCUGAAGCAGAUGCGGAUCAUCCACGGGCAGGACUUCGACCAGCGCGCGCGCGAGGAGUUCCGCCCCACCAUCUACAGCAACGUGAUCAAAGGUAUGAGAGUACUGGUAGAUGCUCGAGAGAAGCUUCAUAUUCCUUGGGGAGAUAGCUCAAACCAACUCAAUGGAGACAAGAUGAUGGCAUUUGACACCCGGGCCCCAAUGGCAGCCCAAGGAAUGGUGGAAACUCGGGUUUUUUUACAAUACCUUCCUGCUAUAAGAGCAUUAUGGGCAGACAGCGGAAUACAGAAUGCCUAUGACCGUCGUCGAGAAUUUCAACUGGGUGAAUCUGUAAAAUAUUUCCUGGAUAACUUGGAUAAACUUGGAGAACCAGAUUACGUUCCAUCACAACAAGAUAUUCUGCUUGCCAGAAGACCUACCAAAGGCAUUCACGAGUACGACUUUGAAAUUAAAAAUGUUCCUUUCAAAAUGGUUGAUGUAGGUGGUCAGAGGUCAGAGAGGAAACGUUGGUUUGAAUGCUUCGACAGUGUGACAUCGAUACUUUUCCUUGUUUCCUCAAGUGAAUUUGACCAGGUGCUUAUGGAAGAUCGACUGACCAAUCGCCUUACAGAAUCCCUGAACAUUUUUGAAACAAUCGUCAAUAACCGGGUAUUCAGCAAUGUCUCCAUAAUUCUGUUCUUAAAUAAGACAGACUUGCUUGAGGAGAAAGUACAAAUUGUGAGCAUCAAAGACUAUUUCCUAGAAUUUGAAGGGGAUCCCCACUGCUUAAGAGACGUCCAAAAAUUCCUGGUGGAAUGUUUCCGGAACAAACGCCGGGACCAGCAGCAGAAGCCCUUGUACCACCACUUCACCACUGCUAUCAACACGGAAAACAUCCGCCUUGUUUUCCGGGAUGUGAAGGAUACUAUUCUUCAUGACAACCUCAAGCAGCUUAUGCUACAGUGAUGUACAAAAGACUCGCUAUUGUAAUACCUUUUUGUGUUUUUGAUUGUUUUCUGUUUGUUUUGUUUUUUUAAAUAGCAGUUUACAACAGGAAUUAGAAAAAUCUUGAUUCUGUGUUUAACUUCUUGGAAAUCUUAGUCUUUUUUUUCCUGUGGCCUUUGGUUUGUGGCUGAAAGCUAUUGAAUAACUCUCGCCAAGAUUUGUUGAAAUGCAGGCUGUAAUCUGUUUCACCAUGGCUCCCCCUGAAGUGAGUUAUAACUUCCUGGCCAGCCUCAGACUAGGUAUAUUUCAGGCUUUAAAUCCUUCCACUUUUCAAACUGAAUCCGCCUAUAGUGCCAAGUACAGAAAGUGUCCUUCACUACUGUAGGUAUGAGGUGAGGGAUUCUAACAGUUCUAAACAAGUAAGAUACCUUCUGUCUGCCUUACACAGAGCUACUCUUGUUGUCUAGUUUUUUUAUGGUGACCUCCUAUUUUGAAAGGGCUGUUGGAAAAAAGUUUGACCUAAGGAAUGGCAUUCUAUAGACUUACACAGGUUUAGCCUUAUUUUUUUUUUUUUAAUUCCUUAUACACAAAAUUGUUAUUAAAUUUCUGUGGUUUCUGAAGGUGUGAUGUUCUUAGUGUUUUAAAGUUUACAUAAAGAUUUCUGGUCUGAUGCUGGUGACAAAGUUCACAAGUGGCACAGGGGAGCAAAAGGCAAGCAAUGCUGUAUACAGUGCUCUGAUCACAAGCAACAAGUGAAAUAGAAUUUGCCCCUCUCAUUUCAUUAUUAUGUAACUUAAUGUGCCAUUUGUGACACAUUCUGGCCAUAGCAGCAACUAAAAACUGCAAGCAACUUGGUAACAGAACUUUCUAAAUAAAGUUACCUAUCCCAGAAUGUUAUGUGUUUUACUCUUAAGUCCAGCUCAGUUGAUUUGGUCUUUCCUAUAGGAAAUCAGUGUGGUGUCAUCACGAACAUCUCUUUCUGUCCUGUCUGUUCCCGUCCACUCCAAACUGCGGGAUUUUUUCUUGUUUAUUUGGAGCUUACCAAGGGCUGUGUUUUCCUGUCAGACUAUUGAAGAAGGCAUUUGAGAUUCCUAUUCAUUCUUGGUGUGUCUUUCACAGCUAUAGUAUAUACACAUUUGUAUAAUUAUUGUUUAUGAAAGGCCAGCUUUUUUGAGGUGUAUUUUAAAUGUUUUAAGGAUGCCUCUAAGGAUAAGUAGUAAUUUUUUUUUAGUUUACAUCUAAGGAUUUGACCUCCCCACACUGCUUAUCAAAUUAAAAUUUACCCAUGAGUUAGCCUUGUGAUUACAAAUUCGUUCCUAGUGAACUCAUCAGAAUGGCUUAUAGGUUAUAUGCAGUGAGGACAGUUUGAAAAGUCUGACAACUUUGCUUUUCCUGAAAAUUCUGAGUAAGACUGUGAUAUCUGUUCCUUUACUGUAUGUUCUCAGGUAUUUUAUCAGUCCUUAAAUGAUUGGUCAACACUGUAGAUCAACCAGCCUUUGCAAGCCAACGGUUCUUGUUCUGUCUUGCUGUGUGGUAUGAGAGGAGGGCUUUUCAGUGAGCUCACCAGGGGUUGUUCUGGAAAUACCUGACUUUCUUGCAUUUGAAGUUCCACUGUCAUCAUAUCCAUGUAACUUGCAGUGUUUUCAUGCCAUGGUAAGACGGGAGCUACAGAUGAAAUAGAGUGACAUACUCACAGUAUAGGUGUUCCUAGUAUAAUUUGUGCUGUGUUUGAAUAGUUCCACAUCUAGUGCUUCUUGCCAAAAAGAAUACAUUGUUUAUAAUUUACAAGGUUAGCAUAAUUUCAGUGCUAAUGAAUAUCUGAAUAUGUACACAGUCACGUUUGGACUGUUUGUGGAGAGUCUAUGUAUGAAUUGAGCAAAUAAUCUUUACUGAAUGGCCAAAACAUUUAACCCCCAGUGGAGAUUGAAGUUAGAUUCCUUCAGAAAGAGGACACUUGUCUUAUUCAAGAUCUCUGAUAGGAAUAAUUGCCUGACAAAGCAUACAUUGCCAAGUUUCUUCUCCAUGUUAACUUACCACCAAAAACUCGUAAAAUACCAACCAAAAAGGUACAGUAUUAUUUCUGGCAUUUGCAGUUUCUUCGCUAAAGUGUGUCAUGUCUGAGAGUAUAGAAUAUAUUCUAAGGCAGUAAAUUCCUUCUGUUAAUUUAAGCUUGUUCAGACAGACAUUCACUAGACAUGGAAGGGUCAAUCUGAAGGCUGUGGCCCACAUCCUCUUACACGCCGUGCUGUGAGACCAUUGGAAGGAGCCAUAACCUGUAUCAUGAAAACUAGAUCUUUUUGAAAUACAAGUGUAUGAAGAGGGAGAUAAAAUGUAGUGAAUGGAAAUCUUCAUGUGCCACCUUCCCUCCAGUCUCCAAAACAGUAAUUUACAUUUCAAAUCUUUUGGUGUGUGUUUGAUUUGCUAAAUCAUUAUGGUUCUGAUUUGCGAUAAAUGUGCCUCUUUCUCUAUGACAUGCUGUUCUUAAAUCUGAAUGCCUUCUCUUUUAAUUUUGAAGAAAUAUCACACAAGUGUCUUCAUUGACCUUGAAGGAAUGUCUAGGAUACAGAGUUGCCUUACAAAGCACGAACACCACAAAUUUAACCUUAAUUUUUAUAGGGAAAGGGUUUUGCCUAAUGUUUUCUGAAGAUCUAAAUGAUACAAGGCAACCCCUGCCGCUUAAUCAUUAUUUGUAAUAACCUGAAUUUCUUACUGUCUGCCAAAUACCACAUUAAAUUGAAACCUUCGUUUCAAUGGUGUUAUCUGGAAAGGGUACUUGAUCGCCAGAGUGCAACUGCAAACCAAAGAAGGCAACGUGGAAUAAAGAGGAUGAUUUUGUCUCAUUCUAAGUUGCACUGGCAUACACUUUACAUAGAGAGGGUCCUCUGAUCAGUCUCUCAUAUUAGAGCCAUUUGGGUAACCUCUCUUCAGUUGGUGGCAGUGGUUUGUUUAAAGUAGAAGGAAGUAAGAUCACCUUAAUACCAGAAAUAAUUAGAAAACAUGAUAAAAGAUUCAACAGAAAUCAUACGCCCUUACAGUUUUUUUUUAAAGGAAUGAGGAAAUCUUAACUUUCAAUAUAUGCCCAAAUCUUUGUAUUUAUGCUUUUGAUAGACUGUAUUUUCAGCACUAGCACACAUAUCCGGUUAUGCCUUAUUUAUGUGAAGAAUAAAGUUAACCACGUUAUGCUGUUAUGUCCUGAAGCUCAAAUCACUAUUUGAGAAACCCUCAAAUUGGUGCUUCCAUUGUAUAAUGAUACAUUUAGACAAAACCCCAAACCAAGUCAUUUGAAACAAGAUUCUCUCCCUUGCAACUUGUAGCAACGUUCUUUCUGUGUAUGUAACGAGAAGGCUAACUAUCAGUGUUAACUCUUAAUUUCUCUCUUGAAUCCACGCAAUCAUGUCUGUAAAGCCCAAACAUUUGUAACAAACUCCCUAAUAAAUUUAGAGAAAGUCA